This is a messenger RNA of Brassica rapa (field mustard), 12428 nucleotides long. RefSeq lists its product as uncharacterized. The record is from RefSeq and is a predicted model, not a curated record. Lineage: Eukaryota; Viridiplantae; Streptophyta; Magnoliopsida; Brassicales; Brassicaceae.
GCAUAUUCCUUUCUUGAUAUGAUUUUCCCGCCAAUAGUUAGUCCGUUGACCGGAAAUGAGUGAGUGAUGGAUGUUUUCUGUUUCACCAUCUGAAGAAGGGAGUUCAAAUCUCCAAAAAGGAUAGACGUCUACUGAAGAUUUGACUUUCUAGUAUCGAUAUAGUGUUAGUUCUUAUGAUCAGUUAUAUGUGUCUAUAUGACAUUUUUGCUAGUAUAUACUCUAAUAUCAUUCGGAGGAUCCCGUAUGUAACUAUGUUAUUUUACUAUCCACAUUCAGCAUAAGUCAGUUUUCUACACGUUUCAAUAAGCUCUUGAUGGGUUUAUGUAAUAUAUGUACAUACUUCAUAGAACAUUGGGAGGUGGAUGCAGCUUAGCUUUUGAUUGAGCAAUCUUAGCCUCCGUGGCGUCUCACCUUCGCCGUAGCUCUCGCCUGAUUUGAGAGCUCUGCCUCUCACUGUCCUAAAAUCAUUUGAUUGUUUUAUGGCUGCCCAAAGAUGUUAGCUGUCUUUCUUUUAAGUCUCGUCGAGUCUUCCGACUUGGUUUGUGGCCGGUUUAUGUAGUUUCCCUACCGCCUGCUUCCACACCGUGAAGCUCAAGAGUCUCUCAAGGCUUGCUGUUGUUGGUAUUUCUGGAGUUUGUAGUGUUGUAUGGGCUGAUGCAGAGCUUGGUCACCUCUUCUGGCUAAUGCAAUUGCAGCCUCCCACCCAAGGGGCCCUCUGGUUAUCAGUCUUCUUUGAGACAUAAUGAUUUCAUUUGCAGGUUCCAGCUUAAGGUGGUUCAGCCAUCACAACUCUUCAAGUGUAUAGUGCAAAGCAACACAUCUUUAGUCUUAGCAUUAAUCUUGUUCACUAGAUUAGUCCUAUUAUGUUCUACAAGUUUUUUUAACUUUUUGCGGUUUGUUCAACUAAACUAGUUUUUUAAAGCUUUUUGAUUCAAGUUUCUUGUAAUCUAUUUCAUUACUAGUUAAUGAUAUUAACAUUCUUAGCAAAAAAAAUAUAUUCUUAUCCCGGAUUUAACAAAUAAUUGAUCAUAUCCAAUAUUAACUAUCAAGAAUAUUUUUUUUUCUCAUCUUUGAUUAUAUUAUUGGACACUGCAUGGAUAAUUACUACUAUCACUUCUUUGUUUUAUGUUUUUGCAUAGCACAUGAAUGUUAUAAUAUGAAUAACUUAUUCUUACCCUAUCUCUUAUAAAAAAAUCAAAUUGUAGAUCUACCACGUUCAUAGAAUAUAAAUCAACACUUCUGUUCUGCCAGAACCUGAACACUUCUGUUCUGCCAGAACCUGUACACUUCUUGCCAUUUGUCUUUAAAAACUUGCCCAUGACAUGUUUUGAAUAUAUAAGAAGGCGAAGUAGAGAGAGAAAACAUUCUCACUUCUAUCCAAACAAAAAUAGUUACCAACCAAAAAAGUUAGUCCUAUCCGCUUCUCUUGCUUCCGCCUCUCCGCUGUCGUCUUUGACUUCGGUCUUUCCUGAGUGAGGUUGUUUGCACGGCUACGUUUUGAGGCAUGUUUUUUUUUUUUUUUUUGGGUCUAAAUGUUAAGUUUGAGGCAUGUUUGUUUCACCAUCUAAAAAUGAUCUAUUUAAAUGGAGAUAAGUUGUUCGUUUACGCUUAAAAUUACAAAUCAUUUGAAUUACCCAUUAAUAUGAGUUUCAAAUUUUUAGACUAAAAUAAAAUUUAUCUAGAUGAUUCAUUGAGAUAUGUUUAAUCGGUGCAUCUGGAUGUAAAUGAACCUAUCCAAAUAACAAUAACAAAUUUACUUUUUUUCUAAUAAAUAUUUAUAUUAAAGUUUAGAUAUAUUUUUCACCAAAACACACAAAAAUGUAUUUUCCUGUCAAAACCAGAAAAAUACAUUUUCCACCAAAACUGCAAAAGACGCAUUUUUCACUGAUACCACAAAAAUACAAUUUUUGCCGAAAAAACAAAAAAAAAAUGUUUUCUUCCUACCAAAACCACAAAAAACUCCCUUUUCCGCUAAAAUCUCAAAACACAUUUCCUGCCAAAACCGGUUAAAUGCAUUUUCUCGCCAAAACCGCAAAAACGCAUUGGAUUUUUCCCACCAAAACAACAAAAAUGCUUAUUCCCGCCAAAACUGCAAAAACGUAUUUUUCCGCCAAAAUCGCAAAAAUAUAUUUUCCCACCAAAACUGCAAAACACAUUUUUCCGCAGAAACUACAAAACGCAUUUUUGCCAAGACCGCAAAAAUGCAUUUUCUCGCCAAACCGUGAAAUCAUGUUUUCCGUCAAGACCAUAAAUCACAUUUUCUCGCAAAAACUGCAAAAUUUACUUUCCCAAGAAAACCGAAAAAAUAUGUUUUUCUCUAAAACCGUUAAAUUAUAUUUCCCACAAAAAUCAUAUUUAAAAAUAAUUUUAUUUUGAUUUAUUAAUAAAAACCAAUAUAGUUAAAAAAAUAAAAUAUGAUUAAAUCAAUAAUGAUAUAUAAGUCAUUUGCUUACUAAACUCAUCUAGAUGAAAAUAGAGAAGAACAAACGAAUACAUAUUCAUUUAGAUGAACGAUUUGGACGGAGAAACGAACCCUCUGAAUAACAUCCAUAUGAAUCAAUUAACUAAAUUAUCUAAAUGGGUCAUCUAAAUGGAUGAUGACAGAUGGACAAAUUAAAUGAACAGGACCUUACCUUAGUGUUGUUUUGGUGACGGUGAUUUUUCUGUUUCCUGUUUCCAUUUUUUGGUGACGAUGAUGACGAGGACGAGUGGCGGUGGCCAUUUCCCUUUUUUCCUGUUUGUCAUCUUUGUUUUAAAGUCCGGUUUUGAAGCUUGGUGUAGUGAAGCGGUGAUGGCCAUGAAGUUGAGUCUGGGGCGAUGGCGUGUAGGCUAGCCGGUGGAGGUCAGAUGUAGCUUUCGGUAAAUAAAUCUAUUUGGGGACAAUAUAUUUGCCUCUCUUUGGAAGUUUCCCGACAUCUCCCCUUCCUCCGAGAGUAUUCCUUUCUCCCUCUUUCUCUGCUUUUUGUCGCAUGGAAUAAGAUUUAGUCUCAUUUUAACGUUGAUGAUGUGGCAAUCUUAGGUUGCUUUUCUCAGAUCGGGUUGUGGUUUGUAGGCGGUGCCGGUUCGGGGCUUCUCUCCAUUUUGGUUCCUGCUCGUUGUUGGUGGCUGGAAAAUAUCGUCUAUAUCUUCUUAGCUUUUGAUAGUGGUGGUGGCUCAAGAGUUUUAUUUUUUUUUGCGGCGGUUCUUCUUUGGGGUUUGAUGGUGUGGCUUCUAGAAUCUUUUUAUGGUUUUGUCUUCCAUUUGUUGAACUUCUACACGGGUUGAGUUUGGUUUGGGUUAAGGUUAGAGUUUCUGAGUUAUUUUGAUUGAUCCCUUUAUCAAGUCCAUUGGGAUUCUGGUAAGAGUGUUUACACUAAAAAGAAACAUAAAAAAUAUAUUAAUACAAUAAAAAAAUUAAUAGAAUCAAAAGUUUUUUAAAAACCAUGUUUGAUAUGAUCUAUAUGAUCUAUCAAAGCUUAACACCUUAAAUUGGCAAGUACAUGAUCUAUAUGCCUAAUAUAAGCGUUACAGUUGUACUAACGUGUGAUGUACUGACAAAUAAUUCAGAGACAGGUUUUUCGGUGUUGAUUUAAAUUAACAAGUUUGAUAGACCAAAACAUAUUUAUGGACAAACUAUGACACAAAAAUAUUUGAAAAGUGGUAACUUAUAGUACCAAUUUGUAGAAACGGUGGAGCUGAAAAAAAAAACAAAGAAUCUUUAAGAAAAUGAUAGGAUGUUAACAAGUUCUUUUGAUAUCUCUUUACCUUUUUGUUUGUCAACAAUAUUGUGCUACGGAGAUAUCAAAUUUCCUUAACUUUCUCUCUCCACCUUAUCUCUUGAAGACGAUAAACUUGAGCUUCGUCUCCUUCGGCACCGACGGCGCGUGGCGGCGCGUACGGUGACUGGAGGCCCCCUCCGUCUAGUUUCUUUCUCUCGUUUUGCUGUUAUCCCAUCUGUCUCGCUCCCUUCGAUAUGUGCGUUGUUCUGGGCUAGGGCUUGGCUCCGGAAAUUGCUCCGCUGCAGAGGAGUUUUGAUCCGGUGGUCUCGCAGCUUUCUCUGGAACAAUGGCGAGAAAGUCGAGCGGUGGGUGGAGAUUGCAGUCGGCUUUUUGGGGUAUGGUUGGAGAUCGAUUUUCUCUUUCAGAUCUCGUCCUGCUUUUUUCUGUUCGUGAGGAGGAGCGUCGCGGUGUCCUCUCCUGGGUUUCGACGGUUCGCUGCUCUAGCCCAGGCGGUUCUCGGCUACGGAGGGUGUCUCUCGUCGGUUUUGAACCUGAGUAUCCUCCUCCUAGCGUGGUGUGUGCUGGUGGGUUUCUCUACCACGGCGGCGAGUUCGUGAGCUUCAGCACGCAGGCGGGAUGGUGUCUGAGCUCGGUGGCCGGCUCGCGUAGGUCAUAUGGGAGGUUUAAAGAGCGGUCGUCUAUGUCCGCUUGAGUGGCCUUUCACUUUGCUUCCUCACCUUUGGCCCUCCUCUUUGCGGUUUCUGUACUGGUGUGCCCUGUUUCAAAUCCCGUUCUUGUUGAGGCAAGUGACGGCCCUAGCGUCUCCAAUUUCAGUUCGUCGGUUCUCGGCGACGACGAGCGUGUGGUGGUUCUCUGGUCAUUGACCGCCACUUCCUAAAGCUCGGUCUUCGCUCACAUCCCAGCAUCACUUGGGUUUGCUUGUGCUCUUUGUGGUGGUGUGCGAGGCAAUUGUGUGCAGGUUGGGCUCGGUAUGGGAUGUUCGGAGGUUGCAGCCCCUUUUUGCUCGGAACGGGAUCAUGUAUAGGUCGUAUUCGGGUCUAAUAAAAGCUCGGUUUUGGUUUCUGCGGGUGUGUAGGCCUCUGCUCUUGUUGUCUGUUCUUGUGGGUUUGUGCUACUAAGCCUCGGCAAGCUGUUCUCGGAUGGGCCAUUAUCUUUAAGAGCGGAUCAUCGGGGAGGCCAAAAUUACCGGGUUCCGACUCUCGGUUGAACUUGGCUCAUUCUUUUGCGGCAAGCUGUUGUUGUGGACAUGGCCGAGCCUCGGGGAUAGCGGUUUAGGUAGUUUGUGUCUUUCGUCCCGUUUUAGCUAAAUCGAGUUUGUGUUUAGAUUUAUUUUCCGUUUAUCUGUUUCUUGUUAACCUCUGUAUUUUCUGUCAAAAACGAAAAAACUUGGUAAUAAUAUCUUUACAUUUUUACCAAAAAAAAAAAAAAAAAAAAAAACAAUAUUGUGCUACCUUACUUAAUUGUCGUGCAGAUAGGUCGUGUUUUGUUACGCCUGCGCGUAACAUCUAUUCUCGCCUGUCAUAAGCAGUUCGUUGCUUCCUUCACUCUUAUAAAUUUAUAAUAUACAUUACGCACGUAUAUAUAUACUUACAUGUGUAUUAAAUUAUUUAUAAAUAAACUUACAUGUGUAUUUAAUUCUUUAAUGUACGACGAUGAAAUGUAUUUAUUUUUAUUUUUUUGAAAAGAGAUGAAAUGUAUUUAUCAUUGUUAAAGAAAUCACUAGAUGAAGCGAUUUGGAUAGACCCAGGGCCGGCUUAAUAUAUAGAAGGGCCCUUGGGCAAAAAGAAUUUUAAGGCCCCUAUAGUAAGUUAAUUUUUUAACGUUGGUAAAAAAAUUUCCUGAAAUUUCGACUCGAGCAUCAAACAUGUAUAUUCUCUUUAAUAAUUUAACUAGAAAAAAUUGUGAUACAUUGUUUUAAUACUGUUUAAAUCUAAAUCAGAUAUGCUAAUUAAAUAAUUAGGGCCCCUAAUAUUGUAAGAUUUGAACCGGACCCGGGGCGGUCGCACCGGCCGCACUCCCUAUUGAGCCGGCACUGGAUAGACCUAACAUCUAGUGAUCAGAAUCUAAGCAUUAUUAAUUUUAUGUUUAUUUAUUAUGUAUCUUAUUUUAUUUUACAUAAUUUAAAAUUUUGUGUGUUUAAUUAAAAGUUUACUUUGAUAAAAUAUAAAAAAUAUAAAAAAUCAGAUAAACGUGUGAAUUUAUACUUAGAAACAAAAUUAGAGAAAAAUACCAUCACCUGUUUAUAUACAGUAAAUAUGAUAUAACUAAAUUAGUUACAAUUCACUCUGAUAUUCUUUAUUAACUCGUUUAGACUAAUUUAUAUUAAUUUAAAUUAAUUUAAACCAAAUUAGACAAAUUUUAACUGAUUAAAAUAAUUUAAACAGUAUAGAUAAGAUUUUAAGAAAAUCGUUUCGGUUAUAGAUGAUUCCUUCUAUAGCUAUAUUUAGUACUAUAUUGGUACUUAUACAUAAUUCAUUCUCAUUUAAUGGACAUAAGUGUCAAGUUUGCAUAGAAUAUGGGAUGUGUACCUUCGCUGGGGAAAUUUUGAUAAUUUCUUUAACAUAAAAAGAUGUAAGCUAAUUAAUUAAUAGACAAAAAAUUAUAAACAAGUGAUGAGUGCACCCUGGGAGAGAAACAUGAAGGGAGGAAGGGAAUCAUAAGUGCAUGUGAAGAGACGAUACUACUACUGUUUUGCCAAAUAUGGAACAAGUGUAUUUUGCUACAAAUGGGAACGACAAUUUUGAAGUUUUAGAUGAAUAUUAAAGAAUAAAUAGUCUUGGUUUAACCAACAAAAAGGUCUUAAAAGCUUAACCCUAUAUGGAUCCAUGGUAGUAUGGUACUGAUAGGGCUUUCGUUUCCAAAUGCUGGAACUCCGUCCCCCUUACGAUGUUCUCUCUCUAUUAUCAUAUAUGGAGAUCUCAAAAUAUAAUACAUGUGUUUCGUGAUUUAGGGAAAGAUUGGUUACAGAAAAUGGUAAAAUCUCCUUUUUGGGUCAUUGGGUGUCAAGAAAAGGUAAAAUCUAUGUAAAAGGUCAAAAACUAGUUGGAUAGUUAGGGACUAAAAUAAGUACUAUACAAUACUUCUAUUGGUGAGGUUAGAGGCUUAAAAGUAUAUAGAAUGUGGAAUCCAUCUUAAUCUAGUGGUCUAUUGGUGAGGUUAGUGUUUUCGCAGGGCCGGCUUAGGGCAUGGGGCAAGGGGGCGUGGGCCCCAGGGCCCAAACAGUUUUUAACAAAAAUAGUAUGAAAGAGGGGUCCAAUUUUUUAAAAAAUAAUUAAGGAUAGGGGCCCAAAAUUUUUAAAUUAUUCAUAUAUACAUGUAAAAAAAAUUUUUUGCCCAAGGGCCCACUAUUAUCUUGAGCCGGCCCUGUGUUUUCGUACCAUAUGUAUGCAAUAAUUAACAUCUUUCUUUUUUUUAAAUCGCACUUCCAGCUUGGGGUAGAACCACUAAACCUUUAGUUAAUCGACCAUGUUGAUUUGUUUAUUGUAGUUGGUAGUUAAAACUUUAACCAAAUUUGAAGUAUCUCUUUCUCAAGCCGAAGCUGAACUCGAAAUAACCGAAUGCCCUCGUCCAUAUAUUAAGGUUUUGUAAAAAGUAACUAAAUAGGUUGACACCACAAUAACACACGGUCUAGAAGCAUAUAUACCUGGAAAUAUAUGAUUCGCCAAAAAAUCACAUACAGUGAAUCGAGAUCAAAGGAGAUUGUAUUCAGAUCAAUAAGUGUGAUGUUGGUGCCAAAUCAAACUACUGUUUCUUGCUUUCCACUGACAAUGAUGGAUUCCAAACGCGUAAUUUAUCACGCGCCAUUCCGUGUGGCUCUAUCUCUCCUUGCGCCUAUGUUUGAUGCUACACAUUAUUGUUAUGAUAUUAGGUACUUUAUCUAUGAAAAAACCGACAUUUAAAUACUGAACUUACUUUAAUUUGCCAAACAAUAAACGAACUUUUCAUUAAGCUAAAAAAUUAACAAAUUUAUGUUGACUGGGCCAUUUUAGAUAUGAAUUUAGUCAACACUAAUUAACGUUAAGUGGACGUUUAGCGUUAACGACCACGUAAACGAAGUCGUUUUAAAAUUAGAAUUAUCCCCAAAUCGAAACCGUAUGAACCCUCGAUUUGAUCCUUCUCUACUCUCUCUCUCUCUCUUCACACCAGAGCACAAAAUCAAAUCUCCAAACAUCUCCUCUCCUAAUAUCGAUUCUAUCUCUUUUCUUCAAACGUGAAAGAUGAGUUCGAAGUGUAUAUGUGGUAGUGAUGUUUGUACAUUAACGUGGAAAACACAAGAGAAUCCUGGGCAUCCUUUAUUCCGGUGUGAAACUAUGAAAGAUGAAGUUUGGUUUGGUGAAUUUCGACACCACUGUUGGAUUUUUGCUUAACAAUAGAAUUGUUAUUUGCUAGGAACAUUUUUUUAACAGAAGAUUCACGCCUUCAUUUUUACAUUGUCUUAUACUCUUUCUUAUUCAAACAUGUUUCCAAGUUAAAAGAUCAGAACAUAACAGUUUGUUUCUUUUACAGGUCGUAGGAAGAAAACCUUGUAAAAUAGAUAAACAAAACAAAACUGAGUUUCUGUUUCUUUAUCAUUGAUCUGUUUUUAGCUUUCAGUUAGUUUAAAAAAAAAUAACAAUGGCCCUGUUCGGCAAGUGAACGAUGCCGUAGCGACCAGCUACAAGAAAAUAACACUGAGAACUGAGAAUUAAUAGACGAACAUGUCAAGAGAAGAAACGUUCCUUUUAAAAUUAUGAUCGCCGUAGCUGCCGCAGCGUGUUGACGGGAUGAACAGGGCCACUGUGUCUUCAGUUAGUUUUUUUUAAAAAGAAAUUUUCUUUAUUUCUCUCCUUUGGCAAGAGAAGAAACGUUUUGAUUUGUACUAAAACAUUCUUAAAAAUAAUGGCAGGACUCGUUUAAGAACAACAAAAGCAGCAUCUAAGAUACUGAAACACAACAUCAAAGUUUUAGUGUAACUCACGACAUGAAAACCAUCACAAAAACAAAAGUAAACAAAACAAAGGAACCAUCAUCUUCAUUAUCCAAGCUGUGAUCCACCUUGUGAACCAAGCUCUGACCCUCCUUCCUAUGAAAAACAUAGCAUAUCAAUAUGAUGUAAAGACAUAAAGAAAACAACACAAGCAUACCUGAUCCUUUCUUGGGCGACCUCGUGGUCGUUUAGGCUCGGGUUCGACCCUUGGAUUUGAACAACUAACUUUGGUAUGUCCUUCUUCUCUGCAGUUUGAGCAAGUCAUAAUGCGCUUAUCACGACUUAGCCUAGUCUUACUUGUUGACUGUGAAGAUGAUUCAUUGGCGCUUUUCUUUCUAGCAUAAUUACUUGGCCUUCCUCUAUUACCUAACCUAUUUGGUGGAGGCAAGACAGGUAGCCUGUUCAACGUCGGCCACAACUUCAUCCCUUCAACAGGCCUAAUACUAUGCUCAUAAGUCUUUCUCCAUUUUAUAGUAGUGUAGUAAUCUGAAACGUAAUCGUCCACUUUUUGCUUCUUUGCGGAGAUCACACAAGCGGCAUGAUUACAUGGAAUUCCAUUUAGUUGCCACAUCCCACAACCACAAGUUUUCAGAUUCAUAUCAACACUAUAAUAGCAGCCAUGGUCGUCAAUUUCGAAGACAUUACCAGUAGCCAUAUAUCUAAUAUAAUCUUGACCCUUAGCUAUAGCAGAUUCUAUUGCAACGUGAGCUCGUUUAGUGAACCUAGUCUUCAACCUAUUAUAAAUUAGAGACCGUUUUGCUGUGCGAACCAUGCAUUGUCUCCUAAUUUCCUCUAACAGGUGAAGAAGUGGUUUUCGCCUAGCCUCACGGAUUGUUUUAUUGAAAGAUUCAUUAAGGUUGUUCAGAUUAUCAUUGCAACAUGAACCAACCUUAAAGAAAGCCCGCGACCAAGUGUGAGGAUUGGUGACUUGAAGGUUUUGAUGCGCCACUGGAUUGUACCUCUGAAGCUCAUUCAUUUUCUCACGAAAGUCUCCUAAAGUGUAACUGCGAGCUAUUUUCCAGAAUAAUCUCUCUAGCUGAGGGUCAUGGCUAUCUCUCUUCUAAUUCCCAAGAAUGUGUCUAGCACACAUUCUAUGUUCUGCAUUAGGAAGCUCUAAAUGAACAGCUUUCAACAAACCCUACAUAACAACACAUAAAACACUUGUUAUUUUGAUGUAAACCGGUCUUAAUAUAAGUAAAACACUUGUUACCUUUUGCCUAUCAGAUAUGAUUGUGAAGUUGCUUCCAUCACCAAGUUCCAAAUCCAUCUUUAGAUGAUUGACGAACCAUGCCCAAUUGAUAUCAUUUUCGAUCUCCACUACAGCCCAAGCAAUUGGCACAAUUCGAUUAUCUCCAUCUCUUCCAACAGCAGCAAUCAAUUGGCCCUUCACAUCCCAUUUGAGAAAGGCUCCAUCUAGACCUAUGAUUGGCCUACAAGUGGACUUCCAAUCCGAUCUUUGUGCUUCAAAACAUACAUAGAAGCGAUCAAACCUUUGUUUGCUUCUUGGUGUUGCUCCUGGAAUGGUCACUAUCUCUGUGAUGGUGCCUGGAUUUUUCUUAUGUAGUUCGGCUUCAUAAUCCCAUAUUCACGAAAAGUGAGCUUCAUGGCCAGCUCUCCUUUCCCUAGUGAUUUUUGUCUUCGCUUUUCGACACUGCUCAUCGGUUACUAUCAAGCUGUAAGUCCGUUUGAUCUCCUCACUAAUUUCUAUAGCUGUAAGCUUUGGAUUCAGCCUCAAUCUUUCCGCAAACAGUUGUGCAAUUGACGAAGUCUUCAACAAUUUCGAGUAACCAGACCUUAUGCAAGUGUGUUCAUUAACAUACACUUUUAUUUGCAGCUUAUGCUUCCUCUUUUCAUACGAACAGUACACCCUCCAAGGACAAUCAUAUUCAGUGUCCGAGCAAACAGCACCAAGCUUCAGUUGUGAUGAAAUAUAUAGCUUAACGUCGUAUCUUGUUUUCAAUGAAUACCUCAAAAGAGCUUGCUUGAACUCAGCCGCAGAAGAAAAUGUCUUUCCCAAAGCCAAAACCUCAUUGCUUAAUGCUUCAUCCUCUCGAGCUUCCCUUCGCGCAUCCUCUUCUUCAUCAUCAGAUGAUAUAGGAUCAGGUAUAUUAUCUUCUUUCCAACAGUCGUCAUCUCCGCUCUCAUCAUCGUCUCCUCCAUCAUUCCUUGCGACAUCUCCAAAGUGUGUAGGUAACACUUCACAAGCUUCUUCUUCAACUCGAAUGCCACAUGUUUCUUCUUCCUCGACAUCAUUCUCUUCAGCUUGUUCUACCAAUUCAUCAUCAGAAUCGUCAACAAUGGCUUCACAGUCAUCACCAGGUACACAUUCACGCUCCUCUCUGUUGACGUCCUCAACUUCAUUCCUCUCCAUAUCAUUGUUUUCAACCACAACUGGGGAUUCAUCUUCGUGUUCUCUUGGCUUAGGUGGACGGAUAGGAAUCUUUUUCCUUUUUUCCUUGGGGUUCAUGGUCAGAUUUUUACGAAGAAUCAGAGGAUAAGUAAAUUGCAGUCUUGGAUUAGGAGUCUAAGGGGAAGGAGAAGAGAUGAAAUCGAUAAGUUAGGGUUCAUGCAGUUUCUAGUUCUAAAACGACUUUGUUUACGUCGACGUUAACACUAAACGGCCGUUUAACACUUAUUAAUAUUGACUAAGCUAGUAUCUAAAACGGCACAGUCAACAUAAGUUUGUUAUUUUUUUAGGUUAAUGAAGAGUUUGUGUAUUUUUUGAUAAAUUUGAGUAAGUUCAGUAUUUAAAUGCCCGUUUUCUCCUUUAUCUAUUGAUAAUUCGAUGUUUUUUGUUAUCUUCCCUCUCUAAUCUCAUAAAUGCUAAACUUGUGUUGGAUGAUGAUAUCAUUUUCCAAAAAAAAAACUCAUCUGUUAGAUACACUUGAUUCUGGCUGUUUUUAUUAGGUUAAAUUGAAUUUGUACAUUAAUCUGUCAGCUAUAGUAUGACGAAAACGAAGGGACGACAAAACAGUUAUGACGAAAAUGAAGGUUGAACAAACAUUCACACGAGAUAAGGUCCUGUAGAAGAGAGACAAACGGUGCGUUCAAAUAAACAUCUGAAGACUCAACUUCUUCCCUUUAGAGUUUUCAAAAAAAAAAAAUUCUUCCCUUUAGCGAUCGUUUUAUUCAAUUUUAUUAUAGUUCAAACAUUGUAUGAUAUAAAUUUCUUAGACAAAAUCUUUUAAACUUGGUCUGAAUAGUUUGGUGCUAGAAUUACUGUCGGAGUUAUUGCCACGAUCACUAAUACCGCUGCUCAACUGGCAUGCUUUUACCAUUGUGAUGAAGCUGUACACAUAAAAACUUAACUAGACUUUUUUUUGUUGAAAAAAAAACUUUACUCGACUUGAAGCAAACAAAACACGAGUUUAAUUACUUGAUGUGUUUGUUUUCCUCACUCAGGAAUUUAAUCUUAGGAAACGACUAGGUCUUAAAAAGUACUAUUCUGAGUUUAAUUAAUCCAUGAUUUCCGGAAAAAGAAAAGAUAAUAUAUGUUAAUGAAGUCAUUUUUAAAGUAAAAAAUAAAGUGAAGGAAGGGAACACGAAUAAUGCGAAAACAAAAGUAUAUAAACGCAACGUAACGCAUAAAGUAAUUUUUUAAAAUAAAACAUUGAAAAAUGUCGCUGCAAAUUGCAGGCAAGGAACACAGACUUCCUCCUCAUGUCAUGUCAAUGUUCAACUUCAAGUUCCCCACUUGACCCAUUGCCAUUGGUCACACUCUCUUUCUCUCUCUUCGGCAAUGA